AUGAUUAGCGAUCGGUUUCCCGACCUGUCGGCCGAAGAUCGGGACGAAUACACGUGUAGUAUAUGUCAGGAGAUAUUUGACUGUCCGGUGACCACAACCUGUUGUCUACAGACGUUUUGUGAGGACUGUAUCACACAAUGGCUUCAGACAAACACUACCUGUCCUUACGAUAGGAAACCAUUGACUAGUGGCCAAUUAUCACGAGCACCAAGAGUGAUGUUAAACACACUAGGUCGUUUUAAGAUACAGUGCGACUACUGGGAGAACGGGUGCCGCGAUGUGAUCAAACUGGAAGACUUGACCGGGCAUACAGUCAACUGUCGUUAUAAUGUAGCAAAUUGCUCAAAAUGCCAGUGCGCGCAGACAUCGGGACACAACUGUAUUAAAGCGCUUCAGGAAUUAAACAGCAAAUUAAUUGCAGAGAAUAAGACAUUAAAACUGACAGUACUUUCAUUGAAAAGUGAUCAUAAUAUUCAUCGUGUAACGGUAGUAGCGGUGCUGUCCAUAUUGUGCCAACCGAAGGGCAUUACAAUCGUACGCGUGAUCGCAGGCAGGGAUCUCGAGUUGUGCGUCAAAAAAUAA
Messenger RNA from Medioppia subpectinata, 582 nucleotides. The record is from the annotation of a GenBank genome assembly. Lineage: Eukaryota; Metazoa; Arthropoda; Arachnida; Sarcoptiformes; Oppiidae.